AUGUGUCUUCUAGGUUCCUCUCCAACAAGCAGUUGGUAUAAUGAAAUCAAUUCAUAUAACUUUGGUUCACCAGGGUUUUCAUCAUCGACUGGUCAUUUCACACAAGUAAUUUGGAAAGGAUCGAAACAGUUAGGAAUUGGUAUCGCUUUCACAAGCAAUAAUCGAACCGCUUAUGUUGUGGCUAACUAUUAUCCUCCAGGAAAUGUGACCGGUUCAUUCUCUUCUAAUGUACUUCCACUUUGUUCCACAAUGACUAAAGCUCUAGGAACAACAACUGGCAUCUCAUUAACAACAAGCACUUCUCCUCCAACAACUGUUGCAAGAACGACGACAGUUACGGCGAGAACAUAA
Molecule: messenger RNA, 351 nt
Organism: Rotaria sp. Silwood2
Lineage: Eukaryota; Metazoa; Rotifera; Eurotatoria; Philodinida; Philodinidae
Source: the annotation of a GenBank genome assembly